Messenger RNA from Acaromyces ingoldii, 2020 nucleotides. RefSeq names its product putative 4-aminobutyrate aminotransferase. Lineage: Eukaryota; Fungi; Basidiomycota; Exobasidiomycetes; Exobasidiales; Cryptobasidiaceae. Gene Ontology annotation, biological process: GABA catabolic process. The coding region runs from base 199 to 1716 and encodes 505 amino acids. Gene Ontology annotation, cellular component: mitochondrion. The record is from RefSeq and is a predicted model, not a curated record. Gene Ontology annotation, molecular function: pyridoxal phosphate binding. The transcript is spliced from 6 exons.
CUAUAGGCGCAUUUGCGUUUCUAAAGCACCCCCGCGCGGAGGGCGAGAAGAUAUUCGGCCUGCUUGCUGUGGAGAUUCCCAUCUGACUCAUUCGCCUUCUGUGUCGCUCUGGCUUGGCCUGGUCUACUCGCGCAUCUUUUCGCGGCAGCUUGAACGAGCACAACCACCCUUAAGGCAACGGACACGAUGCUGGUACCCAUGACUGCGAGGCGCCUCGCCCUCGCCCGCAGCGGCUCCCUCAUCGCGGCCUCUCCCCGCGCCCGCUUCCUCGCCACCGCCGCCUCCACGUCCAUCUUCCCUUCCUCGGACCAGCCCACACACCCGGCGCUGGUCAAGCCCGGCGGGCCCAUCCCUGGACCACUCUCGAUUGAAGCGUCCAAGGAGAUUGGAGGCUUCCAAGAGGACCGCGCCCACGCAUUCGUUGCCGACUAUGCCAGGUCCAAGGGCAAUUUCAUCGUCGAUGCAGACGGCAACGUCAUGCUCGACAUGUUUGCGCAGAUUGCGUCAAUCGCCCUUGGAUACAACCACCCAGACCUCGUCUCGCUGGCCCACUCGCCGGAAUUCGUCAUGGCCGCCACGAAUCGGCCGGCCAUCGGCAGCUUUCCCCCAGCCCAGUGGGCUUCGUGGAUCAACGACGGCGGCAUCGGCGAUGAGUGGGUCAAGCCCCGUGGACUCAACCAGGUCUUUACGGCCAUGUGUGGCAGCUGUGCCAACGAAAACGCCUACAAGGCCGUCUUUAUGGCCUAUCGCGCCAGGGAGAGGGGCGAGGGUGUGGCCUUCACCGACGAGGAGAUGACGAGCUGCAUGAAGAAUCAAGAGCCUGGCUCGCCCGACUUGAGCAUCCUCAGCUUCGAAAAGGGCUUCCAUGGACGGCUCUUCGGUUCGCUGAGCACGACGAGGAGCAAGGCAGUUCACAAGGUCGACAUCCCCAGCUUCGACUGGCCCGCUGUCCCUUGGCCAAACAUCAAAUACCCGCUCGCUGAGCAUGCUCGAGAGAAUGCAGAGGCCGAGGCCGCCACACUGGCGCGGGUCGAAGAGACGAUCGUUGCCUGGCGUCAAAAGGCGCCCGUUGCCGGUCUCGUCGUGGAGCCCAUCGCCUCCGAGGGAGGCGACCAGCACGCAAGCCCUUCCUUCUUCCGGGCCCUGCGCGAACUCACGCACAAGCUCGGCGUGUUCAUGAUCGUGGAUGAGGUGCAGACCGGCGUUGGCGCAACGGGCCGGCUCUGGGCGCACGAGGCGUGGGACCUCGAGAGGCCUGCCGACAUCGUCACGUUCAGCAAGAAGAUGCAAGCGGCUGGCUUCUACCACAACAUCGAGACGAGGCCCUCGGUGCCAUACCGCAACUACAACACCUGGAUGGGAGACCCAAUCAGGGCUCUCCAAGCACGCCAGAUCCUCCGCACCGUUCGCGCCUCGAAUCUGCUGGAGAACGUGCGCGAUGUUGGGUCGCACGUCUACUCGAAUCUUGAAUCGCUCUUUGCCGGCUCGGCCAUGUCGAACCUGCGCGGCGAGAACCAGGGAACCUUUAUUGCCUGGGAUCUGCCCUCGACAAAGGGCCGCGACGACUUUCUGGUCAAGAUGAGGAGGGACCAUGGGGUUCAUUUGGGCGGCUGCGGCGACAGCACAGUCAGACUGAGGCCGAUGCUGGUCUUUGAGAAGAAGCACGCAGACAUCUUCCUCCAGGCCGUCAGCGAGGUCCUCAAAAACAUGAAGUAGCCUGGAUGGUAGUCUGUUCUCGUGGACUGAGGAAUUCAGCUGAAAGGGGGUGUAUAUUAGCAUGCGUGGCUAUUCUAUCUUCUACAAGGUCAUCGUCCGAUUUUUUAUGUCUGAGCAAUCAAGCAAGCGCCGGAGGCAAGAGAGCGAGGAUGAGGGACCGGCGGAUCUACGCCCAGAUGGGGUCGACAAUCUCAGGCCCUUGUCCAACGGUGUGAACCUUGAAGCCGACUUGACGAAGCUUCUUGGGAUCGACGAUAGCGCGGCCGUCGAAGACGAAGGCAGGCUUCUUCAUCGAGGCGUAGAU